GUGGGACUGCACUGCGCCACACCAAGACUUUUGGCCAACCCACGCCAGUACUUUGACCGCGGUCAUCCAUCUUUCUCUUUCACCACCACACCACCGACGAUGCCUUCUUCACUCAAAAGAAAAGGCUCCCCCGGCCUUGAAGACGAUGUCGACUCCACCAAGCGACACCUGAGCGAGAACGAGUCCCCGAAUCACGACCAAGACGAAGCAGUCCCGAAUCUCGAGCACCAUUCCGAUGAAGCACCCCCAUCUUCCUCUGCGGCCACUGACAGAGCGGCUCGCUUUGCUGCCCUUCGCGCACGGAAUCAAUCUUCGCGCAAGGCCAAUUUGGCCGAGACCAGAACAGAGGCUCGCCGAGCAGCAGCCGACCCCUCUCAACUCCAAAGUCUCCAACGCAAAAAAGACAUCGCCGAGCACAAGCUGCUCAAGGCGGACGUGGAAGCGGAUGGCGAGGAUUUCGAAAGGAAGAGAGCGUGGGACUGGACGGUGGAGGAAAGCGAGCGGUGGGAUGAGCGGAUGAAGGAGAAGGCGAGCAGAAAGAAUGCAGUGGGCUUUGCAGACUACCGAAAAGAAGCGGGCAAAGUGUACGAUCGUCAGAUUCGAGAGAUGGAAAAGGGCAAGGAGAGCAUGGAGGGCAGACGUGAUGCAUACGAGCGGGAAAAGACGGAGGCGAUCGAGCGCAGUGUGCGAUCCGGGGGCCUCGAGAUUGUCGAGACGGAAAGUGGCGAGCUGAUUGCGGUGGACAAAGACGGCAGCUUCUACUCCACGGCCGACUCGACUGCGUCCUUUACAAACAAGCCGGACAAAGCUGCUGUUGAUCGCUUGGUGGCAGACAUUCGCAAAGCCGAAGAAGUGCGCCUGCGCAAGAGACGGGAGAGAGGAGGCCGGGAUGAGACGGACGGCGAUGUCACGUACAUCAACGAGAAGAACAAGCAGUUCAACCUCAAGCUGGCGCGGUUCUACGACAAGUACACGUCGGAGAUUCGCGACAGCUUCGAACGGGGGACAGCAAUCUAGAG
Neohortaea acidophila is the source of this 1019-nucleotide messenger RNA. Its product is annotated as putative pre-mRNA splicing protein. Bases 100 to 1017 code for a protein of 305 amino acids. The record is from RefSeq and is a predicted model, not a curated record. Lineage: Eukaryota; Fungi; Ascomycota; Dothideomycetes; Mycosphaerellales; Teratosphaeriaceae. Gene Ontology annotation, cellular component: catalytic step 2 spliceosome; post-mRNA release spliceosomal complex; Prp19 complex. The transcript has a single exon.